AUGAUGAAUCGUAACAGUUCUCAGACAGGCUCCGUCACUGGGAGCACACGCUAUGAAGUUGCAGCUCCACCUUACUCUCAGACAUCGACCCCACUCUCUUAUUCAAAAUCUUUGGCCUCGAGGGGCUCACGAUCCAAGUCACGCAAUCGCACUACCUCUCAUUCUACUCGGCCUUUGCUUGUACACGAUGCCAUGCCAGCACCACCUUCGGAGCCUAUUCCGUCUUUGCCGCGCCGUCGCCACAAGAGCUCCAGCUCGAGCAUUGGGACACCUCGCCCGGACCUCCAACAUAUUCCUUCAGAGUACUAUUCGCAAGCGGGAAGUUUUGGAAAAGCUACAGAAAUGAAGCACCGACCUUCGUACGGUGUUCUUCGACGCAAUGGCACACUUGUACCUAGCUCGCGUCAACCGCUCGCAGGUCUCUUCAACCAGUCUUCAAACAAGCUUCCUCAACCGCCCUCGCUGACCCCUAAGGCACCAUCGAGUCAUAACGGUUCCGAUUACUCGACCAAGUCGGCGAUGAAGAGCAAGAAGCGGCCUACUUUACGCCGGGCGCCAUCUACAGUCCAUUUUCAACCUGAUCAUAUAUUUAUGUCUUUGCCUUCGAGCCGAUCACUCAAGCUUACCAACUUGCCCGAUGUCAGCAUCCGUACUGCCUUACAGAAUGCGGUCACUCCCCUCUGGUCUCGAGGGACCACAGUGUCUCGCGAAGAUCGCAAUUCUUUUGAACUUGAAUUUGGAGUUGGUGGGAAUGCUGGUGCCGGACCUUGGGCUGCUCGCGGGAACGAAGGUGUCAUGGCUACCCGAAUUCUGCUUCGCGUUUUCGAAACACUAGGCCGAAAGGGAUUUUCUUUCCUAUGUACAACUUCUCCGCCAUCAACCGGUCGAUUAAUCUUUACUUCCGCCCCAGCGGACGCAUCCUCCCAAUUCUUCGCGAUCGCAGUGUCCCGCGAUAGCUCUACCCUGCGCAUCAUUGAUGCUCCUAAUGAUGUUACGGACGCUAUUGCCCGUGUAGCUCGCAAUACCUGUCGGCGUGAAGAGCUUGGUCCUGUUGGCGAGAAAGAUUCGUCCCGUGCUCGCCGAGAGGAUCUUUAUGAUGGCUGGGCUGGCCCCGGUAAUUAUGAGAUCCAAAUGCGUCCACAGCCUUCGAAGAAACGGGGGCUCGGUGCCUCACCAUUUACGGAUGCUGAUGCCGACGAUCUUGCGAGCUCUCUGGCUCACAUUCUAAAAACUGUAUCCGCACAUGGUUUCAGGCUCGAGGCCGCUGUUCCCCUCGUGGCUACGCGCAGUGGGUUUUUUGCCUCGCUGCUCGGUGGCCAUAAUAGUGGUCCCGGAUCGUCAAGUGAUGGCGCAGAACUCUCCCGAGAACUACUUGUGUUCCGGAGUGUCGGAUGGUUCACAGGGGGAGCCGGGCUCCAGUGA
Rhizoctonia solani is the source of this 1422-nucleotide messenger RNA. RefSeq lists its product as uncharacterized. The coding region runs from base 1 to 1422 and encodes 473 amino acids. The transcript is spliced from 5 exons. The record is from RefSeq and is a predicted model, not a curated record. NCBI's taxonomy places the organism in Eukaryota, Fungi, Basidiomycota, Agaricomycetes, Cantharellales, Ceratobasidiaceae.